Messenger RNA from Canis lupus familiaris (dog), 3340 nucleotides. It is a transcript of the gene MATCAP1, whose product is annotated as KIAA0895 like. NCBI's taxonomy places the organism in Eukaryota, Metazoa, Chordata, Mammalia, Carnivora, Canidae. The record is from RefSeq and is a predicted model, not a curated record. The transcript is spliced from 10 exons. Bases 1187 to 2131 code for a protein of 314 amino acids.
CCAUUGUCCUCCGGCUCCGCCCUCCACUGGCCACGCCCCUUGUCCCAUCCUCCGCCUCUUAUUGGCUGCAGGUCACGCCCCUCCUCUAUCUCCCCGUCCCCAUUGGCUCCCCUUCCACGUUACCUUCUCCGGGAGUUUUUUAUUGGCGCAGGCCACACCCUCUCAUUUGUCGCCAGACUCCGCCUAGUGCCCGGGCUCCUCCCCAGUCAUCUUUCAUUCAUUCCUCAUGUAGUGUUGGGUGCUUGGGACAUGGGGGUCAGUCAGACCUGUCCCUGCCCUCAGGGAGUUAAGGGGGUGGUGAGGAAACACGGAUCUGGGCUCCGACAGUGACAGCUUAGGGUGGUAAAGGAGCCGCCCAGACACUGGGAGCCUCCAAGACGCCAGGAAGGCCUCCCGGAGGAGGUAAAGAUGUUGAAUUGAUAACUGGCAACACCAGUCUGAAGUUUAUAGAAGUCUGGGCUGAUGUAUUUGAAACAUGAAAGCAGAUGAAAUCACUCUGGGAGACAGAAAUAACAGCAUGUAUUUAUGCUGAUGGAAAGAAUCCAGUAGAGAGGAAGAGAUUGAUGGCGUUGGAGAAAUGCUGGAAUUGUGGCCCUGAGCAGGCAGAGGAGUUCAAAGUCUGGAGCCUUCAGACAGUCUCUGGGGAGAGACUGGCUUGUUCUGAGCCCUAGUACAGAGCAAGGGGUGAACAUGCCAACGCUGGCCUGGGAUGACCACUAGAAAGAGGCCUCUGAUAGGAGACAGACCAGGAAUUGGCUUGAAUUUGCUCAAGUCUCCCUCUGCUCCCCAAAAGCUGAUCCUAAUUUGGAUUUGAACAGAUGACCCAGAGGAGAGAGGACGCAUUCCAGGUGGAGGAAGUAACAUAAUCAAGGGACAUGCAGGCCCCCGACCUGACUGAGGCCAACUGGGGUGGAGGAGGUGGUGGAGCUAGAUGGGAUGCGAGGGGUGAGACCGAGAAAAUGCCAUAGGCGGAAGGCAGGUUGAAGGUAGUGAGGCCCCCUCAGCUGUCCUCCCGGCAGCUGGGGCUACGCCACCAGGUCUCAGUCUAGGUGGGCGCUGAGCACGAGUUGGGGCUCGGGCCUUGCUCUCGGCAGCUCAUAGGCUAAGGGGAUUCCAGAACCACCAUCUAGAAGUCGACAGUGUGGGGAGUUGGAGUGACCCGGCUGGAUGUGACCCCCAGGACAGAAUGGUGCUGGACUCAGGGGCUCAGUUCGAGUACCAGGAACCCAUGCCCACGGCUGUGCUGGAGAAGUACUGUGAAGCUUCUGGACAGUUCAUCCAUCAGGCAGUUGGCAUCAUUGAGGCGGUCCUGGAGAAGUUUGGUACCUAUGAACACUUUGAGGCUGCAACGGGGGGCCAGCUGCUGACCAAGUGCCAGAUCUGGUCCAUUGUGCGCAAAUACAUGCAGAAAGAGGGCUGCGUCGGGGAGGUUGUGGUGCAGCUGAGUGAAGACCUGCUGUCCCAGGCAGUGAUGAUGGUGGAGAACAGCCGACCAACACUGGCCAUCAACCUGACUGGAGCCCGCCAGUAUUGGUUGGAGGGCAUGCUGCGGCACGAGAUAGGCACUCACUACCUGCGGGGCGUGAACAACGCGCGGCAGCCGUGGCACAGCGCGGAAGGCCGCCUGCAGUACGGGCUGCGGCCCGCGAACCCCACCGAGGAGGGCUUGGCCAGCCUGCACAGCGUGCUCUUCCGCAAGCAGCCCUUUCUGUGGCGCGCCGCCCUGCUGUACUACACCAUCCACCGUGCCUCGCGCAUGUCCUUCCGCCAGCUCUUCCAGGACCUGGCGCGCUACGUGCAGGACGCGGACGUGCGCUGGGAGUACUGCGUGCGUGCCAAGCGCGGCCAGACAGACACCUCGCUGCCCGGCUGCUUCAGCAAGGAUCAGGUGUACCUGGAUGGCAUCGUGCGCAUUUUGCGGCACCGCCAGACCAUCGACUUCCCGUUGCUGACCUCACUGGGCAAGGUGUCCUAUGAGGAUGUAGACCAUCUGCGGCCCCAUGGGGUGCUGGACAAUACCCGGGUGCCCCACUUCAUGCAGGACUUGGCGCGCUACCGGCAGCAGCUGGAACACAUCAUGGCCACCAACCGGCUGGAUGAAGCAGAACUGGGCCGCUUGCUGCCUGACUGAUGCUGGUGGAUGGCUCCAGGCAGAGGCCUUGGGCGGAGGGCUCUGGAACAGCUCCCAGAACAUGAAGCUGACUGUUCUGUGCUUCCAUGGCCUGGGUGUUUCUUGGGGAAUGGGAGGGCAGGAGCAUCCCAGGAAGUAGGAGUGGCAGCAUCAGAGGGUUGAUGUCCUUUGCUAGCCUCCCUGGGGCCUAGGGACCAGUAGUAGCAUGCCAAGCAAACUGAGUUGGCCCUCCUACCUCCAGCUCUCUGUUGAGCAGAGGGGAAGCCUGGGCAGGAGGGAGGCCGAGCAUGAUGGGGAUGGGGGGUGGUUUGGGAGUAGAAACUUUUUCUUGCAUGAGAUGGCUUUGGGUGUCUGCAUACUCCAGUCUCUCCCUUCCCCCACCUGGCCCCUUGGUGCUCCUUCAGCUUUCACGCUGUCUACCUCUCACUGGGUCCUGGUGGGGAUCUCCUUUCUCCUGGGGUGACUGCCUGAGCCUGAGGGCCUGGCUUUCACACAGACUCAAGGGGCAGGGGUCCUGGUGGUAGAGACCCAGCUGGGCUGGGGGUGCUUUCUAGCAUUUUGCCUCUCCCACUGGUCAUGUAUUUAUUCCCUAUCUAUGUGCUCUGCUUCCUGGGACUGGGAGGCAGCAGCUUCUGAAGGUAUGGUGGAGGGAACAGAGCUCCUCUGGAAGGCACCACCUGUUCCUAACCUCACUCUCAUCUCUCUUUCUCUCUCUCUCUCUCUCUUUCACACACACACACACACACACACACACACACACAAUCCUUUAGGCUUUGUGAGUCAAGCCUAAGAGCUCACCUGGCCUUGCCUCCAGCCCGUCCACUGACCUGUGCUGUUGCUGUCUUUGCCCGCACCCUCACAGCUGGUCUCUGGCAGAGGGUGGCAUAGGCUGGCAGCAGCCACACUUCAACCUGAGGGGCAGGCCCCUUGCUGGUGUGUCAAGUCCUGCGCCCCUCCUGGGUCAGGAGGGUGUAGAGGUGGCUGUUGCUUCAUUUCAUGUCAGACUCAGCUGUGUGAUGUUGACCCAUUCCCACUCACCCUUGCCCUUGGUUUUCCCAUCUGUAAAACUUAGAAAGGCAACUGGAAAGUCCUUUUUCAUUUAGUCAGUGAUUUUGUGUAGAGCACCUUCUAUAUGCCAGUUACUGGUCAGAACCCUCAGUGAGUUCCCAGUCUAGAGAGAAGCCAGACAAUUAAAACAAUUACAAUGAA